Liolophura sinensis is the source of this 2217-nucleotide messenger RNA. Its product is annotated as sialin-like. The transcript is spliced from 12 exons. Gene Ontology annotation, molecular function: transmembrane transporter activity. NCBI's taxonomy places the organism in Eukaryota, Metazoa, Mollusca, Polyplacophora, Chitonida, Chitonidae. Gene Ontology annotation, cellular component: membrane. The record is from RefSeq and is a predicted model, not a curated record. Gene Ontology annotation, biological process: transmembrane transport; monoatomic anion transport. The coding region runs from base 180 to 1775 and encodes 531 amino acids.
GGAGGCUGUGUGCCCGUCUAUAGCUUGUCUUUGUUCUCCAGAGUAGUGGCAUCGUGUCCCAGUGACGCAAAUGUUCGCUAUCGGUGCCCAAGCGUUACCUCUGUUUUUCACCUGACGGGGUUUAGGUCAUAUAUCCCGUGACCUUUGCUCGAUUUGGUGCCCUCAGUUAAGCCAGGAGAAUGUCUCUCCAGGAGGAAAAGCGUCCCCUCCUCCCCACCGCUGACACUGGGGACGGGGGCAGCCUCACCAACCUGCAUUCGGAGCAAGAGGGCGCACAGCGAAAAGCUCCCAAAGUUCCUGGAAUUCCAAAGAGGUACAUUCUGACAUUUUUGGGUUUCCUCGGCUUCGUUAAUGUCUACGCGCUACGCGUGAACCUUAGCGUCGCUCUGGUGGAGAUGGUGACGCUCAAUGAGACGAAGGUGGAAAACGCCACAUCGGAAUGCCCUGGUCCUAACAACACCGACGUCCCUGACGUCUAUCGGAAGGGAGAGUUUGACUGGAGCCCGUCACUGCAGGGAAUCAUUCUAGGCUCGUUCUUCUACGGUUACGUCACCACCCAGAUUCCAGGAGGUUGGAUUGCCGAGAAUUUUGGUGGAAAAAAACUGUUUGGAUUUGGUGUCCUGUGUACGUCGGCGCUGACGUUGUUGACGCCGGUCGCUGCGAGACUACACGUCGGAGUGUUGAUCUUGAUCAGGAUCCUAGAGGGAAUAGGAGAGGGUGUGACGUUCCCGGCAAUGCAUGCCAUGUUUGGCAAGUGGGCGCCGGUGUGGGAGAGAAGCCGAUUGGUUUCAAUCACAUAUGCAGGUGCCCAGAUGGGAACUGUUGUGUCAUUACCCAUCUCUGGCAUCCUCUGUGAUUCCCACAUAUUCGGUGGUUGGCCUGCAGUGUUUUAUAUAUUCGGUGCUGUGGGUUGUUUGUGGUUCGUUGUCUGGAUGUUCAUGGUGGCUGACACACCGGCUAAACAUUCCACCAUAUCUACAGAGGAAAGGGAUUUCAUAGAGCAAUCCAUAGGUUCAAAGCCACAGAGAGAAAGGACACCAUGGCUAGGUAUUUUCACGUCCAUGCCCUUCUGGGCGAUUUUCAUCGCUCAUUUCUGUAACAAUUGGGGUUUCUACACUCUGCUUACCUGUCUUCCAACUUACCUGUCCGAGGUUCUACAUUUUAACAUCAAAGAGAAUGGUCUUUUGUCAGCGCUGCCUUAUUUCUGCUGUUGGGUAACGAUGAAUGUGACGGGGUUUGUGGUGGAUUACCUGAGAGAACAUCGUUACUUGUCCACGGUACAUGCCCGAAAACUGGCCACAUCACUGGGUUUCCUGUUUCCCGGUGGGUUUCUUGUGGCGGCCGGUUAUUCGGGAUGUAACGCGACGUUAGACGUGGCGUUUUUGACAUUGGCGCUUGGUCUCUCGGGGAUUUACAUGUCUGGUUUCAUAGUCAACCACCUGGAUAUUGCGCCGAAAUUUUCAGGUACUCUAAUGGGUUUGACGAACUGUUUCGGAACACUUCCAGGCUUCCUUGGCCCAAUUCUCGCUGGGUACCUCACGGAUAAACAGCAAACCUCAGCACAGUGGCAGAAAGUGUUCUACAUCUCCUGUGGGAUUUACGUGUUCGGGACCGUGUUUUAUCUUGCCUUCGCCUCAGGAGACAUACAAAAGUGGGCGCAGCCUAAGAGCGUAACGAUAGAGGUGAACAACGACGGCUCGGACGUCAAUAACAAAUCUAUUCAAAAUGGCCGAUCUGUGACGCCACUGCCGGAGAUAUUAACAGGGCCUGACUGAUUACAAACUAUCAUGGUUUGCUGCCAUAGUGAUCGAGGAUGAUCACAAUUGAAAAAAUGACUAUCAAAAAUCUGAAAGAUUUCUUUUUGCGUACAUGCAAACCGUAAUGUUGAGAUAACUUGAGAUUAGCUAUCCCUCAAUAAGAGAAAUUCAUUAGCCAAGAUGAUAUUCAUGUACAGAAGCAAUGUUACUAACCACAGAUGGUAAUGAAGUGGUUAUUCUUUACCAACAACUGCAUUUAGUUGUUUCUAGAUUGUAAAUUGUGCAUAUUAAAUUCACAAUCAGGUCACAUAUAUACAUGUACAUCAGCUGUGCAUUUUUAGCAAUGUUUUACAGGUGUUGCACACAAAUGUCCAUAUCCAAGGAUGUGGUACUGAAAAUAUGUAUGGCCAAGUCUACAAAUUUUCUUUGAUGUAUUUCAGUAUACAAUGAUCGGGUACAA